Messenger RNA from Purpureocillium lilacinum, 1650 nucleotides. RefSeq lists its product as uncharacterized. Gene Ontology annotation, biological process: transmembrane transport. NCBI's taxonomy places the organism in Eukaryota, Fungi, Ascomycota, Sordariomycetes, Hypocreales, Ophiocordycipitaceae. Gene Ontology annotation, molecular function: transmembrane transporter activity. The record is from RefSeq and is a predicted model, not a curated record. Gene Ontology annotation, cellular component: plasma membrane.
AUGACCAAAGGCGACGUCGAUAUAGCAGCAAAUCUAGACCCCAGGUUUGAGAACCCGAGGGAUGAGAAGCUGCGAAAACAGACGUUGGGCAACGUCCGGUUGAUGCACCAUGACAGCAAGGGCCUCAUUCUGGUUCCCAGGCCGACGUCUGACCCUAAUGAUCCUCUGAACUGGCCGAAAUGGCAAAAGUAUUGCAUCACUGCGAUCGUGUGCCUGACAAUGGCCAUGUGCACCUUUCUGGCGGCAGGACCGAGCAUUGCCAUCGUCCAGACAGCUGCAGACUUCUUUCCCGAAUCUGUGGCGGACAACACGCUCAUGUCAUAUGCGAUCCCCAGAGUUGCCUACUUCUUCACGACAACAUCACUGUUGCAUGGCACAGGGAACCUCAUCUGGGUGCCCUUGGCCAACAAAUGGGGGCGCAGACCGGUUUAUGUACUCAGCUACCUCAUAUACUUUGCCGCCUCAGUCUGGCUCAUAUUCGACAAGUCAUAUGGCGGGUUUCUAGCCGGGCGAAUCCUCAUGGGAUUCGGCGCCGGGGCCGCCGAGACCAUUGCCCCCGUCUCGAUUGUCGACCUCUUCUUCCUGCACGAGAGGGGCCGCAUCAUGUCGGCGUAUACCGGCUUCCUGUCUAUCGGCGUUGCGGCAGGCAUCAUCAUUUCGGGACUCAUCACGAUUAACCACUCUUGGCGAACCAUCUACGAGGUCGGCUCCGCCGUGGUUGGCCUGGGUUUGCUCCUGGCCAUCUUCACCCUUCCCGAAACGGCUUAUCCUCGAGAAAGCUGCAGCGACAGCAAGGCUCCGACCUCGACGGGUGAGCUAGCAGCCGCGAGAUCGGCCAAGAGCUUCUUCGAAUCGACAAAGGGCCCGGCUAUCACACGGGAAAGCUACCUUCAGUCUCUUCGACUCUUCCGAAGAACGUUGACCGACGAAAAUAUCUUGAAGAUGAUGAUCCGGCCGUUUGGUUUGAUCAUCCUUCCUCCGGUGCUUUGGGCUGCGCUCGUUCAGGCCGCCACGAUUGGCUUCCUCGUCGCCGUCACAUCCAACGUGGAUGCUGCGUUCCAGCAGGCCUACCACUUCCAGCCAUAUCAAGUUGGGCUGUGUUUCUUCUCGGCAAUUAUUGGCUCACUGGCCGGCGUCCCAGCCGGCGGUAUGCUGGGAGACAAAGUAGCUGACUGCCUGACCAAACGGAACGGCGGCAUCCGCGAGCCAGAAAUGCGCCUCCCUGCGAUGAUUCUGUCUUGCAUCACGGCUCCGCUGGCGUUGGUACUCUUCGGCGUUGGGGUACAGCAUCAGCUUCACUGGAUAUGUCCGACCAUUGGCCUUGGCCUUUUGAACUUUUCCAUCACUCAGGCCGCAAACAUCUGCCUCGUCUACGUCAUCGAUGCCUAUCGUCCUGUUGCCGGCGAGGUCACUCUCGCCGUCAUGGGCUUCAAAUCGCUCUUUGGAUUCCUUCUGGCUUUUGAGACGAACCCCUGGAUCAACGAGAGCGGCUACCAGAACGCGUAUGGCGCCAUGGCGGGCAUCUCUGCCGGCGUGCUCAUCUUAUGGGUGCCGCUGUACUUCUGGGGCAAGAGGAUCAGGCACAGGACGUGGAAGUGGCCGAUAAUGUCCCUCGUCCACUGGAACGACGACCGAGAGGUCGGGGAGUAG